Molecule: messenger RNA, 246 nt
Organism: Micromonas pusilla CCMP1545
Lineage: Eukaryota; Viridiplantae; Chlorophyta; Mamiellophyceae; Mamiellales; Mamiellaceae
Exons: 1
Biological process (GO): protein folding
Cellular component (GO): endoplasmic reticulum
Molecular function (GO): protein disulfide isomerase activity
Source: RefSeq, a predicted model, not a curated record
GUCCAGGAGCUCACCGACGAUACCAUCGACGCGUACGUGAACGACGCCGACUACGACGUUCUCGUCGAGUUCUACGCGCCGUGGUGCGGGCACUGCAAGCAGUUCGAGCCUUUUUACCGCGAAGUAGGCGUGCACUUCGCGGGCAGCGACGUCAGAGUCGCGAAGAUCGACGUCGACGCGUACCGCGCCGCCGCGACGCGGUACGACGUCCGCGGCUUACCGUCCGUGCAGCUCUUCCCCAAAGGG